AUGCCUGGAGAGAUUGAAAAGCUACACAGGGCAGAGACAGGCGAGGCAGGCUUUGGCUUUUCUCGCCUGGAAGCCACGCUGGGCACCAACACAGAGGUGGUGCCCAGACCCAAUUCGAGGGAGACGAACGCUGUCUACCGACACACCAACGCGGAUGAUCUACAAAUGUCCAACGAACUGAACUUUGACUACGCGCUGGACGCGGGCGACUAUCCGCUCGACAACCUCCAGUCUCUCCAGCAAGUGUUUGAUGCUGUGCAGUUUCAUACGCACUUGGGAAAAUACGAGAACUUCUCCGCCCAGACGGAGAUUGAAUGCCUAGAAGUCACGCACGCCGGGGCAGAAUGGAGAACGCUUGAUGAUUAUGGACUGAAGGAUGUCAUACAGGUCAGUCCCGGUUGA
This is a messenger RNA of Capronia epimyces CBS 606.96, 402 nucleotides long. RefSeq lists its product as uncharacterized. The record is from RefSeq and is a predicted model, not a curated record. The coding region runs from base 1 to 402 and encodes 133 amino acids. Lineage: Eukaryota; Fungi; Ascomycota; Eurotiomycetes; Chaetothyriales; Herpotrichiellaceae. The transcript has 2 exons.